CAGUGCGCAGGCGCGAGCUGCCGUCAGGUCGCUGGGUACGCCCUCGUGCCACCCGUCAAUAGGCCCUCCUGGAACAUUUCUCGGGGACUGCUGAGAGAGAUCGAUGGUGUCAUAAGUGUAAAGGUUGCAGUUUUGCCGUCUAAUGGCCGCUUGAUCCCAGGGACACCUCAGGGAUUACCAGCUCUCGGAACCUAAUGCCGGACGGCACGAUGUCGUCUGCUUUCUGGACUCGUCGCUUAGGACCUGAGCAAAGUGUUUAGAAUGUGUCUGCUGUGCAACGGUGAAGAUCCGGCGCUGCUGGUGUAACGGUGACUAUUUGGAAUACGACACUACUACAUGGGACAGAUCCACUUCAGUUCCCGGCACCACACAUCCAACCUUUUUCAGCGACAUUUUUCACAGAGGAAGUGUUCUAAUUCGUCAUUCGCAGAAUCCAUACCAGGUUCACAGAAAAACUGUUGAGCGCUUGUUAAAAAGUGUAUUUGUGGCAAGUCUCAUUUGCAGUGACAAUUUUUUUUAAAAAUAAGAAAUCAGAGAGUGUUUUUACGCUCCGUGCUCCGGUGCUACGUGCUUUGAGGACGACCUUUGACCUUUUUUGUCCUUGCCAUGCGCAGCACCAGUCGCCACCUCUCCAGGCGCUCUACAGGGUCGUCAGGCACCCGGGCACACGGUCCUCGUCACUGACACCCCCACCCUUCUUCUCUGCUACCUCCUACCCCUCCCCUAGUCUUAUCUCCCUGUGUCCCCCCGUUUUCUUUUUAACAGUUCCGGAAAACCAGUUUCACUCGCGAGUCAAAAUGUGAAGUCCGCCACCGGAAUCCACCCGCUCGAUAAGCCAGGAUCAUAUAGCCAAGUGAAAAAGUGAAAUAAAAAAAAGGCAACAGAGCGUGUCGUUGCCUGGCAAAACAACUGCAGCCAAUGGCAGCUCAUGGCUCGCACUACCGUAUCUUGUCCGAGGAACGAGAAGGGACGGGUGACUGGUAUCAUAAUUACAACGGAUACUACGAUUCUACCCGUGACAAAAAAACCGGAUGGACCUCGCCGUUCACCACUCCCCUCGACGGAUGCUGCCAUACGAAAAUCGAAUCCUCAUGAACGAGGAUGAGUAUGAUAACAAUUACGGGCGAUACGCGGGUGGCAACAACUACAACAAAAACUGGAGCAACGAACGGUCCAGGCCCGAGCACAGGGAUGCUGGGAAGGGUGGCUAUGAGCUGCCGGAGGGGCUGACCCCUCGUCGAACGACGUACCAGCCAUCCUUCCACGAGAACGGGGUGACGCCCAGACGGGUGCCCCUGUGGGAGCGAGACAAAGUCGACAACCAAAGACGACAGAUGGGUUUCGACACACCCAGGGUCAACGAGAACCAAAGUCCAAGGCCUGACGGUCUCAACAGCCCGAGGCGAGGCAAAGAUGAGAUUCCCAUUAGAGGGACGGACGAGGUGUAUGGUCGAGGAAUGGACGAUAAUAUGGAAACAAUUAGAAGAGAUGUGUACGAGACUUUGCGCGAGAGAAGAACAGGAGGUUGUCUGUUGUCCGAGAACGAUGUGCGGCACAGGUUGGACUACAGCAGGCAGCCAGCGUAUCCCAGCCCGCGCCAAGAUGCAGGCCUCGACCCUCGGAUGAUCAACGCAAAGGCGCUAGACAGAGAUGAACCACAUCAGGCGGGAGGUGCCUUCCUGUUCGUGCGAUUUCCCACUGGCGCGAGGUGAGAAUGUAACCGGGGUGGCCAAGGCCUGCAUCCGAGCCAAGACCUCUGACCUGGGCGGCCGCUUCGCUGGAAUCGCCAGAAAGGUGUACAGUUUCGGGUAUCCCCCAAGUCCAGACGAGGGCUGCGCCGUCUUCCACUUCCCCAGUUUGAAAAACGCGGAGGUCUUCUUCCACAGUGACCAGCGCUUCCGCCAGCCGGACUUCCCCCCGCCGCAAGGCCAUUCCGAGAUCUUUGCUCUCGGGCUGACGACUGACCCCAACCAAGUAUACAAUUACGCGACGUUCUUACUGUCGGAGGUCUUUCUUCACGGAAGUACAACCGUUGGGGACUACAUCACCAAGUUCAAGGAACCUUUCUCGAGCCUCCUCAUUCACAAGUACAAGGCUUUACCUUUCGUCGCUUUCUCCUUAGACAAGGACGACCGUAAGUCACUUCGCCGCCAUUACUUCGCUCCGAAAAGCAUCGUGACACUUCAUCUCUUUAGGAGCAUCGGCCAUCUGGAAGAGGUCAUGUCCGACGAGCGCUACACACAGCUUCGGGUGAUCCACAACAGCAUUGCCCAAGAAAGGUGCUGCAUUUUUACCAUCGACAGUGAGGCAUGUCCCUAGCUUCUUAGUCGCCCCGGGCUGACAGUCUGACAGCUAACUCAGGUCGAGGAUGCAGCAUCCCCGAUGUUAAUAACCUCGGUCAGUUUUUUCCUGUGCAUGCAUUGAUCAAAUUCUAGAUAUUAAUAAAUUUUAUUUUAGCUGAGGUCGUGACUUAGAACGUGUCGUAGUAUGGAAACCAACCAGUCUGCUUACAUUCUAGAAACCAUGACUACAAGCACCUAUAAAUUUAACUUUUAUUUAAAAGUAAAACCUUUAAAACCUUAUUGUAAAGGUUUUCUUUGUCGUUUUCGCUUAGUCAUUCUUUUCAUGUCCUUGUUGAGCUUGAUUGAAGAUUUGUAGGGUACCUUUGCCUCUCCAGGCAUGAGCAAUUGAUCAAAUAAACAUUCACCAUGGUAGACAAAGACACUUUUUUUAAAAUGCUCCUAGAGUCGAGUUUACUGUCUACAGUUGUCUGUUCCUGACAACAAGCACUAGAGUGUUAGCUAUAAAAUGUUCAUGUUACCAGCGCACAUUCUCCUUGUUUCUUGAAAUUCCUUUGGAAUAAUUUUAGUCGAUGUAUCAAGAAUAUACCAUAUCAAAAUGAUUUCAUUUUUUUGUGAUAUGACAAAUAAAAAAAUUUACCAAGAUGUCUCAGAUGCGUGUUUAAGUUUUACUCUUCAUUCCUUUUCAAGCACAAUGUUUGCUUCUUCAAACUUUAACAGUUUUAACACCUUUAAGUCGUCAUUCCUAUUUUUAAAAACAUAAUAUUUUUUAAAAUUCUAAGCCAUGAGAAGAAAAAGCAUAUCUGUGAUAUAUACGUCAUACAUAUAUGUUCACUCUGAAUAAGCUCCAUUGUAUUGCAUGACUUAUUAUCAUAAUUUUUUGUGGUAGAUCAUGUUUAAGUCAGUUAAUAUUUUCAUUGUCAAUUUCUAGUACAUGUAUUUAAAAAUACAAGUUGUUUUCUUCACACCUGAAGCUUUAGAAAUCUUAUUAGCUUUCAGUUAAAUCAUAAAUUUUGUUGUAAAACUUUUCAUAACUUGUUUUGGUAAUUUAUUUUUCUGACAUAGCAGGACAUUAAAAAAUCAAGACUAUAUUUGA
Molecule: messenger RNA, 3396 nt
Organism: Pomacea canaliculata
Lineage: Eukaryota; Metazoa; Mollusca; Gastropoda; Architaenioglossa; Ampullariidae
Exons: 5
Coding region: 1651-2319 (222 amino acids)
Source: RefSeq, a predicted model, not a curated record